AUGACCCGGAGCUUUUCGGCAUCGCCGCGCCAAGCUAGUUAUGCAGAUACCCUUCACAACCUCAAGAUUGGCGCUCAUACGAAAGUCCUCUUCCAAGGAUUCACAGGACGACAGGCGACCGCCAAUGUCCAGGAGUCGCUGGAAUGGGGUACUAAGAUUGUAGGUGGUGUGAAGCCUGGUGUUGAAGGUGAACACCUGGGACUCCCAAUCUUUCCCUCUGUUAAAGCGGCCCAGGCAAGAGCAAAGCCUGAUGCGUCCGCAAUUUACGUUCCUGGAAACCAGACUGCAAAGGCGAUUGAAGAGGCAAUUGAGGCAGAGAUCCCGUUAGUAGUGGCUGUGGCUGAACAUGUUCCUAUUCACGACAUUCUCCGGAUUCAUUCUAUGCUGCAAACCCAGUCCAAGACUCGUCUUGUCGGCGCAAAUUGCCCGGGAAUCAUAUCCGCCAUUGGCAAGUGUCGCAUUGGUUUCCAACCCUUGCCUUGUUUUGCGCCUGGUAAUGUCGGCAUUGUAGCCAAGUCGGGUACUCUAAGCUAUGAGACGGUCGCUUCAACAACCCGAGCUGGACUAGGACAAAGUCUAUGCAUUAGUAUGGGUGGUGAUGUGUUGGCUGGUACCAAUUUCGUUGAUGCUCUCAAGAUUUUCGAGCACGAUUCUGAUACCGAGGGUAUCAUCCUUGUUGGUGAGAUUGGUGGCACGGCUGAAUCGGAUGCGGCGGAGUGGAUCAAGGACUACCGGCGACGGACUGCCAACCCGAAGCCCAUCAUGGCCCUCGUUGGUGGCUUAGAGGCACCACCAGGUCGGAUUAUGGGACAUGCAGGUGCCUGGUGCGCACCUGGCGAGCCGGAUGGGCAGACUAAGUACCAAGCACUUGAACGUGCUGGUGCUGUUAUGGUCAACCACCCCGAGAAGUUUGGCGAGGGGAUGAAGACACUGUUGGGCACAGCCAGCAGACCCGGCACACAAUCAAUUUCAGGAUCAGCAACUCAAAAGCGCGGCAUUCACACAAUGAGACGUAUCAGCCCUGUUUCAAGGCCAGCUCAGCAAAAACGCAACCUCUACAUCAAGCAGUUUCAAGCAUUUGAAAUUCUCAAGCAGAGAUCCAUUCCUGUCAAUGAGGAGACGUCAUCCUCCGACGUGUCUAUUUCUCUCUCCAUUGACCGUACUUCAUUGUCGCCAUGCAUUGUCGUAUCUCCCAGUGCAGAGUUUAACCCUACGCAGUCCCGCAAAUUUCCAUUCAGCUACACUGAAGCCGACUUGAAGAACAGCUCUAUCAUUUCCGCUGUAGCUUCACACGCUGGCCUCCCGGCUUCGGCCCAGGGCAAACUCGCGGUCUUGGUUCAAUCCCUAUGGGAAAUUUUCAAGGAGAAGGAGGCAUUCGUACUGGAGACUCGGAUUGGGACCUCUGGUGAUUCAAAUUUGGAAGUGCGGGGGGCGCGAUUUGGCUUUGAUGAUGCUGCAUUCCGAAGCUCGGGGCGUCAAGAAGAGAUUCACUCUUUGCGAAACACUGCCGAGGAAGUCGCUGAGGAGGUUGAAGCGGAAAAGGACGGAAUUGUCUACGUCAAACUUGAAGGAGAAGGAAGCAUUGGCACACUCGUAAACGGAGCAGGACUUGCCAUGAACACAGUCGACGCCCUUACAAUCCACGGUGGUCACUGUGCCAACUUCCUUGACACUGGUGGCAAGGCUACCUCUGAGACGGUCAAGUCGUCCUUCCGAUUUAUCUGCUCUGACCCCCGCGUCAAUGCAAUCUUCGUCAAUAUCUUCGGUGGCUUGACACGCUGUGACAUGAUAGCCGAGGGUAUUAUUCUAGCAUUCCGGGACUUGAACAUGCAAGUUCCCGUUGUUGUGCGGCUACGUGGCACGAACGAGGAACUUGGACAGAAGAUGAUUGCCGAAAGUGGCCUUCCUCUUCAUGCUUUUGAUGGAUUCGGAGAAGCAGCGAAAAAGGUCAUUGAACUCGCUCAGAAAGACUGA
This is a messenger RNA of Penicillium odoratum, 1974 nucleotides long. Its product is annotated as putative succinyl-CoA synthetase subunit alpha. The record is from RefSeq and is a predicted model, not a curated record. Gene Ontology annotation, cellular component: mitochondrion; succinate-CoA ligase complex (ADP-forming). The transcript has 9 exons. Gene Ontology annotation, biological process: tricarboxylic acid cycle. NCBI's taxonomy places the organism in Eukaryota, Fungi, Ascomycota, Eurotiomycetes, Eurotiales, Aspergillaceae. Gene Ontology annotation, molecular function: succinate-CoA ligase (ADP-forming) activity; succinate-CoA ligase (GDP-forming) activity. Bases 1 to 1974 code for a protein of 657 amino acids.